AUGAAGAGAUUUGGGAUUCAAAACGCAAUUCUCUUAGUAUCAUUUCUUUUUGUUCUGCUUCUCUUCACCUGUUUUGCUUCCAGCCAAAACGAUGACGUUUACGAAGACUCCGCGUCUAAAUGGGUUCGGAUCCGGGUCGGGUUAGUUUUGGAUAUGGAUUCUCUGGAGGGAAAAAUGGUGGGAAGAUCUGUUACAACGGCACUUUCCGACUUCUACGCCAUUAACACUGAUCACAAAACAAGAGUCUCUCUCUCGAUCAGAAACUCUCACGGAGAGCCACUCCUGGCUCUCGCUUCUGCUGUAGAUCUGCUGCAAUCAGAAGAAGUGGAGGCGAUCAUCACCGCCGGGGACUCGAUUCUCCAAACGAAGCUGUUGGCGGAGAUUGGGGAGAAAGCUAAGGUUCCUGUGAUCUCAAUCAACUCUCCGAUCUCACCGUCGUUGAGCAGAUACAGUCAUUUGAUCCAAGCGACGCUUGAUUCUUCCUCCGAGGCGAAGGGGAUCACAGCUUUCAUCCAUGGGUUUGAUUGGAAGAGUGUUGGUCUUGUUUACGAGGAUGACGAUGACUGGAGAGAGAGUAUGCAACUCAUGGUGGAUCAUUUUUAUGAGAACGGUGUUGGUAUACAAUCCAAGGCUGGUUUUGCAGUGUCUUCAACCGAGGAAAUGGUUAUGGAUCGGUUAAGGAAGAUGAAGGACUUGGGGACGAGUGUGUUUGUGGUGCACUCGUCUGAGGUUACAGCUACUCGUCUCUUCCCGUGUGCUGAGAGGUUGGGGAUGAUGGGUGAAGGGUUUGCUUGGAUCCUCACUGCCAAAAGCAUGAGCAGCAGUUUCCAUGGAAAAGAGGCAAUGGAAGGCGUGGUUGGCUUCAAGACUUACAUUCCAAUGUCAAGAGAGCUUCAGAACUUCACUUUGAGACUGAGAACAUCACUAGGGAAUGGAGACGAUGUUCGGUUGAGUAUCUCUGGUGUAUGGGCUCAUGAUGUAGCUUGGGCACUGGCGAGAUCAGCGGAGAUGGUGAAUGCUUCAUCAACCCUCCUUGAGGCUAUCACUGAGUGUAGGUUUAAGGGUUUGAGUGGUGACUUCCAAGUGAAGGAUAAGAAGUUCUUGUCAGACAAGUUUGAGAUUGUGAAUUUUUUGGAAUCAGGUGAGAGGAGAAUUGGGUUCUGGAAUGGCAAUGGUAGUUUCAGCAGUAGAAGACAUUUUAACAAGCUCGAGACUAUAAUCUGGCCUGGUGGGUCUGCUCAAACUCCGGGAGGGCGCGUUCUAGGAGAAAGCAAAAGAAGAAAGCUGAGGGUUUUGGUUACAUCUAGCAACAGAUUCCCAAGCCUGAUGGAGGUGGAGACUUCAGCAAUAAAUGUUACGACUGUGAAAGGGUUCUGUAUAGAAGUCUUCCAGGCUGCCAUUGCACCUUUCAACUAUGAUCUGGAGUUCAUCCCUUGGCGCAAUGGAAGUAACUACGACAAUCUUGCAAUUGCACUUUCUACUCAGAAAGACAAAUAUGAUGCAGCCGUGGGAGAUAUUACAAUCACUGCCAAUAGAGCGAAGUAUGUUGAUUUUACUAUGCCAUUCACCGACAUGGGUCUUGGAAUAGUAGCACCAAGGGAGAGUAGUAUGUGGGUGUUCUUCCAUCCUCUAACGCGAGACCUUUGGAUAACAAGUGCAGCUUUCUUUGUCUUGACGGGCACUAUAGUUUGGUUGAUAGAAAGACCUGAUAACAAAGAGUUCCAGGGUUCUUGGCCGAAACAGAUCGGAGUUAUAUUUUGGUUUGGUUUCUCUACCCUUGUUUAUGCGCAUAGGGAGAAACUACAACACAACUUAUCCAGAUUUGUAGUUACAGUUUGGAUAUUUGCAGUGCUCAUAUUGACUACAAGCUAUACUGCUACUUUGACAUCAAUGAUGACGGUGCAACAGAUACGAUUCAACUCUAAUAAAGAUCAUGUGGGGCAUCUUUCGGGCUCCCUCAUUGCAAAUAUGUCCCUAACCAGUUCCAAAUUCCGAUCAACGAACACCAAGGGUCUCAAUAAUUCUAAAGAAUAUGCUCAAGCUUUGUUGGACAAUACUGUCUCAUUUGUUGUCGAUGAGUUGCCAUACCUCAAAGUCCUCAUUGGAGAGAAUCCUGAAAAGUUUCUCAUGGUCAAGGCACAUUGUAACACCAUUGGUUUCGGCUUUAUGUUUCAGAAGGGCGACGACCUGGUGCAUCGUGUGUCCAUGGAGAUCAUGAAACUAAGGGCGAGCGAUAGAAUAAGUGAGAUGGAGAAAAGAUCGUUUGAGAGUAAACUUCCAUACACAGCAGAUGAUACAUCAAAUCCUCUAAAUCUUUAUAUGUUCCGCGGAUUGUUUAUGAUCACUGGAGUUUCUUCAGCUUUGGCUCUUGCACUACUUCUCAUUACCUGGCUCCGAGACAACUGGGACGAUCUGAUGAACUCGGUCAACGUAUUCCUCUCGCGACGACUUGUACAUUUUAGGAUCCUCUUCGCAACAAGUAUCCAUCCCAACCCUCUUGAUGACGAGAAUGCGGUUCAAAUGGCUCAACGUAACUGA
Brassica oleracea var. oleracea is the source of this 2538-nucleotide messenger RNA. Its product is annotated as glutamate receptor 1.2-like. Gene Ontology annotation, molecular function: glutamate-gated receptor activity. Lineage: Eukaryota; Viridiplantae; Streptophyta; Magnoliopsida; Brassicales; Brassicaceae. The transcript is spliced from 5 exons. Gene Ontology annotation, cellular component: plasma membrane. The record is from RefSeq and is a predicted model, not a curated record. Bases 1 to 2538 code for a protein of 845 amino acids.